This is a messenger RNA of Musca vetustissima, 507 nucleotides long. RefSeq names its product polypyrimidine tract-binding protein 2-like. NCBI's taxonomy places the organism in Eukaryota, Metazoa, Arthropoda, Insecta, Diptera, Muscidae. Gene Ontology annotation, cellular component: nucleus. The annotation marks the transcript as partial. Gene Ontology annotation, biological process: regulation of RNA splicing. The transcript is spliced from 3 exons. Gene Ontology annotation, molecular function: mRNA binding. The record is from RefSeq and is a predicted model, not a curated record.
UUAUUUUACUUUUAUAUUUACAGGUGGCGACCAUGAUGUCGUGUCCCCUUCCUAUGUCAUUAUCCAUAAUUCCAAAGAUACACAGUGAUUUCUCGCCAGUACAUAUUGGAGUUAAGCGUGGUAGUGACGAACUUUUAAGUCAAGCAGCAGUUAUGGCGCCCGCUUCGGACAAUAAUAAUCAGGAUUUAGCCACAAAGAAAGCCAAAUUGGAGCCAAGCACUGUACUUGGUGGAGUUGGUAAACCCUCAAAAGUAAUACAUUUGCGCAACAUUCCCAAUGAAUCGAGUGAUGCCGAUGUCAUUGCCUUGGGUGUACCAUUCGGUCGCGUUACAAAUGUCCUGGUGCUAAAGGGUAAAAAUCAAGCUUUCUUAGAAAUGGCCGAUGAGGUAUCGGCCACCUCAAUGGUAUCGUGCUAUAAUGUUAAUCCACCACAAAUGCGCGGACGCAUGGUCUAUGUACAAUUUUCAAAUCAUCGCGAAUUGAAGACAGAUCAAAAUCCAACGGUAA